Messenger RNA from Peniophora sp. CBMAI 1063, 1290 nucleotides. The record is from the annotation of a GenBank genome assembly. Lineage: Eukaryota; Fungi; Basidiomycota; Agaricomycetes; Russulales; Peniophoraceae.
AUGGACGACUCAGAUCGCAUCCUAUACUACCUCAAAGACGUACCGUCGUUCAAGCAUCUCCCCGACCCACACGCCUAUCAUCGAUUCAAAGAUAUCAACACACUCCCUGCUAUUGGCGACUUCGUCGUCUGCUCGAUCGAUCCUGUGGCUUCGGUGGCGCAUCUCGACGAAGCGGCCCGUCAAGCAGUGCGCCGGAUGUGUCCACGACGAUACAUCGCGUUUGUCAUGGAGUCUCAUGGACUCUCUAUCGGUCAUGAACCGGUCAACGCUUACGGCUUCACCUUCGUGCGUCAGGGCCCACCGCGCGCGACGCAACCAGGUCAAAUCGUCUUCCGCGACUAUUGCAUCCCCGUACUUUCAAAUACCACUCAUCCCACGGGUCGCAAGCCUCUUCGUCCUGCCCUUCCUCUUCCUUGGCCCGACUGCUAUCUCGAUACCCAUAAUGAUUUCAACUUUACUCAAGUUCGCGUCUCGUCCACUCCUCGUGACUACACCUGCGUCCUCCCGUGUGCCAGGGAAGAAAUACUGGAUGCAAAGGAGAUGAUGGCCAACGACUGUGUGAUAUUCGACCGCAGAACAGACGAUAUGCAGGAGGGAGUACUCGAAGCCAUCGACGCCGUUGCACUACCGCCGUCGCCCACUUCCGCCUUCAAAAUUCCCCUGCCACCUUCGCCGAUGAUUUUGAAGGCGAAACUUCCCGAAGCCGUAGCUCAUACACAUACGGGCCUGGGUGUCACUCCUGCGGAACUUGACAUGACUGAAGACGACGUCUCGAUCAUCGCCAGCGACGAUGCGACGUCCGUGAUCCAAGACAGCCAAUCUACGCCCGUCUCGGAUGUUGAUAUAGGGCUAUUGAUGCACCUCGAGACCCUAUUCGACACGUCCGGAUAUGUCAACGAUCCCGUCGUCGAUAUAUGGUACGAUCUUGACAUGGUGCCCGAGGUGAUAGACCCCGUCUACUUCUUUGAAGAGCGGGCUCAAGUCAGGCGGAUCAUCUCAAAUGCAGAGGCUCGAUUGGGCAUUACACAGGCUCGUGAAGAGGCGGCCGCCAAAAGCGAAGGCUUCAAUCCUUUCCGUCCUAGCGAAGUACCAAAUGCUACUGUCGAGGCGGAGGGAAUGGAUAUCCCAUCCGUGGAGUUUCUAGAUGCAAGGUCGCGCCCCAACAGCAAGUCAAAUCCCUUCGCACGUUCAACCGGCAUCUUGAGGCCGCUAAGCUUCAUACGGAGGGGCUUUGAUUUCGUGUGUGCUUUGGCUUGUAACACUGCCAGAGCGCACGAUACGCUGGAUUGA